AUGAGUAGCACCACCACCACCGGAAGCUGCCUCUGCAACGCAUGCACCUACGCCUACACUGGCUCACCAGCACUCAAAGCCAUAUGUCAUUGCAUCUCUUGCCGCAAGAUAUCCGGCGGAAGCAAUACAGUCAACUACGCUGUACCGGAAGUCAACUUCGGCGUUACGGGAGGAAGCCCCAAGUGGUUUUCAAAGGACCAUGAGUACGGCAUGGUCCUCACGGUAUUCUUCUGCCCAGACUGUGGAAGUACACUGUGGAAAGAAGCCACGGCUGAGCAGUUGAAGGGGUUCAAGCUCGUGCAGGCGGGGACGUUGACCGAGUCGGAGAAGUUGGAUGAUGGCGUUGAUGCGGAAUUUUAUACUACUACUAGGGUGCCUUGGCUUGUUGCUCUGAGUGGUGUUGACAAGCGAGCUGAGUUCUAG
Molecule: messenger RNA, 423 nt
Organism: Penicillium verrucosum
Lineage: Eukaryota; Fungi; Ascomycota; Eurotiomycetes; Eurotiales; Aspergillaceae
Product: GFA family protein
Exons: 2
Coding region: 1-423 (140 amino acids)
Molecular function (GO): carbon-sulfur lyase activity
Source: RefSeq, a predicted model, not a curated record